Macaca mulatta (Rhesus monkey) is the source of this 2971-nucleotide messenger RNA. It is a transcript of the gene CD36, whose product is annotated as CD36 molecule (CD36 blood group). Gene Ontology annotation, molecular function: scavenger receptor activity; low-density lipoprotein particle binding; low-density lipoprotein particle receptor activity. Gene Ontology annotation, biological process: low-density lipoprotein particle clearance; amyloid-beta clearance by cellular catabolic process; long-chain fatty acid import into cell. Gene Ontology annotation, cellular component: cell surface; cytoplasm; caveola. The record is from RefSeq and is a predicted model, not a curated record. NCBI's taxonomy places the organism in Eukaryota, Metazoa, Chordata, Mammalia, Primates, Cercopithecidae.
CAGCACUUGGGGCAAACACAACCAGAGUCUUCGGUGUUAAUUCCCUGGUCUUCCCAACUAGCAUUUUGAAAGUGCAUUAACAUUUCUGGCCUUGCGCUCUUUCGUCGGACUUCUAACGAGAAUUGUUUUUGCAAACUGUUCAAGUAAGAAUUAGGUCUGCCAACAUUUUCAGAUGGCCUGUAAAAUUUGCAUAUUGAUUUGGCCAUGCCCACAUGAGAACUAUCUACAUUUACAGAAGUGCUCUCUUUAAUGUUACAAGCAUGACUUCUAUUAAACAUAUAGUGGCAGAUUUGACUCAGCUAUGUGCUUUCGGGUCUUGUAUGCUAAGCUACUCAGGAACUGUUGUCUAUGGGAUUGAACACUUAACAGCUGUCUCUGGGAAUGUAAAUUUGAUUCUUUGGACUACUCAUGGGACUCUGUGACAUUUUCCUCUCCAGUGACAGCAGAUUUGAAUGGCAUUAGGCUACUGAUUAAAUAAUACCCAAAUAGCUUUCAAAUGAUUAGAAGAAUUGAUUAUUUCUGCGACUCAUCAGUUCAUUUCCUGUAAAAUUCAUGUCUUGCUGUUGAUUUGUGAAUAAGAACCAGACCUUGUAGAAACCACCUUAAUCGUAUCCAGGAGUUUGCAAGAAACAGGUGCUUAACACUAAUUCACCUCCUGAACAAGAAAAAUGGGCUGUGACCGCAACUGUGGACUCAUCACUGGGGCUGUCAUUGGUGCCGUCCUGGCUGUGUUUGGAGGUAUUCUAAUGCCAGUUGGAGACAUGCUUAUCCAGAAGACAAUUAAAAAGGAAGUUGUCCUUGAAGAAGGUACAAUUGCUUUUAAAAAUUGGGUUAAAACAGGCACAGAAAUUUACAGACAGUUUUGGAUCUUUGAUGUGCAAAAUCCACAGGAAGUGAUGAUGAACAGCAGCAACAUUCAAGUUAAGCAAAGAGGUCCUUAUACAUACAGAGUUCGUUUUCUAGCCAAGGAAAAUAUAACCCAGGACCCUAAGGACAACACAGUCUCUUUCCUACAGCCUAAUGGUGCCAUCUUUGAACCUUCACUAUCAGUUGGAACAGAAGCUGACAACUUCACAGUUCUCAAUCUGGCUGUGGCAGCUGCAUCCCAUAUCUAUCCAAAUCCAUUUGUUCAAGUGGUACUCAAUUCGCUUAUUAACAAGUCAAAAUCUUCUAUGUUCCAAGUCAGAACUUUGAGAGAACUGUUAUGGGGCUAUACGGAUCCAUUUUUGAGUUUGGUUCCAUACCCUGUUUCUACUAGAGUUGGUAUGUUUUAUCCUUACAACAAUACUGCGGAUGGAGUUUAUAAAGUUUUCAAUGGAAAAGACAGCAUAAGUAAAGUUGCCAUAAUCGACACCUAUAAAGGUAAAAGGAAUCUCUCCUAUUGGGAAAGUUAUUGCGACAUGAUUAAUGGUACAGAUGCAGCCUCGUUUCCACCUUUUGUUGAGAAGAGCCAGGUAUUGCAGUUCUUUUCUUCCGACAUUUGCAGGUCAAUCUAUGCUGUAUUUGAAUCCGACGUUAAUCUGAAAGGAAUUCCUGUGUAUAGAUUUGUUCUUCCAUCCAAGGCCUUUGCCUCUCCAGUUCAAAACCCAGACAACCAUUGUUUCUGCACAGAAAAAAUUAUCUCAAAAAAUUGUACAUCAUAUGGUGUGCUAGACAUCAGCAAAUGCAAAGAAGGGAAACCUGUGUACAUUUCACUUCCUCAUUUUCUAUAUGCAAGUCCUGACGUUUCAGAAACUAUUGAUGGAUUAAACCCAAAUGAAGAAGAACAUAGGACAUACUUGGAUAUUGAACCUAUAACUGGAUUCACUUUACAAUUUGCAAAACGGCUGCAGGUCAACCUAUUGGUCAAGCCAUCAAACAAAAUUCAAGUAUUAAAGCGUCUGAAGAGGAACUAUAUUGUGCCUAUUCUUUGGCUUAAUGAGACUGGGACCAUUGGUGAUGAGAAGGCAAAGAUGUUCAGAAGUCAAGUAACUGGAAAAAUAAACCUCCUUGGCCUGAUAGAAAUGAUCUUACUCAGUGUUGGUGUGGUGAUGUUUGUUGCUUUUAUGAUUUCGUAUUGUGCAUGCAGAUCAAAAACAAUAAAAUAAGCAGCAAAUGAUUCUUCACAUUUAUGCACUAGCUACGUCAUGACCCUGGGUAAUACUGACCUACAGGAUGAAAAUUGGAUAUGCUUUACUUUUACAAAGCACAUCUUAUCUUUUAGUUGAAGAAAUGGUGGCACUAUUUCUUUUUUUGUAUUAAGCAACUGCACAUUUCAAAAGGAUUAUUGAGAUGUUAUGAAAAUCUCUACCUUGCACAAAAAUCUCCAGCAGCUUUUAAAAUUCAUCAUUUCCACAACUGAAUUGAUUUCCAUUUCUACAGACCUGGCUCAAGCACAAACCAGUUUCUUUGUGUUGUUCUGAUUCAACAAUUGGUUUCUGGGUGGCCAAUUCAGAAGAGUGGACAUUCUCAACAAAUCCUAGGCCGUGCAUUCCUGUCAUCCUCUUCCAGGGGAAAACACCAUCAUCCUUCAAUUGCAACAGUCUCCAGGACCAUCAGCAUAUUGCAUUUCAUGCACACCAAAUAUUUUUAAAGACAUUUAUAAAUAAUUCGCUUAUGACUCACAUUUCUCUAUGAAUUCCUUCAUACAGCAAGUAUAACUCUUUUCUUUAAGGGCUUAUGUAUUUUGUCACUGAUCAUGCAAAUGGACAACAUUUUAGCACACUUUAUUCAUAUUUUAAGGACUUUUAUUCUCUGUUCUGCAACUCUUCUGGAAAUAGAGUAAAUUUUGCUGUUUUUUGUACUCAGUUGCAACUCAUGCUUGGCAUCUUCAGAAUGCUUUUCUGGCAUUAAGAGAUGUAAAUGAUAAAGGAAUUAUUGUAUGAAAUAUUACAAAGAGUAGAAUAUGCAUUGUUAUUCAUUGUAAUAUUUUUUGCAUCAUAAUCGCCUCAUAAAGACUGGUUUCAACCAUUAAAAAAUGUUCUUCCUUAAA